Messenger RNA from Nannospalax galili (Upper Galilee mountains blind mole rat), 2320 nucleotides. RefSeq names its product actin related protein 5 (gene Actr5). Lineage: Eukaryota; Metazoa; Chordata; Mammalia; Rodentia; Spalacidae. Gene Ontology annotation, biological process: regulation of DNA-templated transcription. Bases 56 to 1879 code for a protein of 607 amino acids. The transcript has 9 exons. The record is from RefSeq and is a predicted model, not a curated record. Gene Ontology annotation, cellular component: Ino80 complex; cytoplasm.
CGGGCGGGGCUUAGCGGCGCAUACUGCGUCGGGGGCGGGGCCGCUGCCAGCCAAGAUGGAGGCGAACGUAUUCCGCUUCCGCGAUGCCCGAGCCGCUCCGGAUCCCGUGCUGGAGGCCGGGCCGGUGGCGUUCGGCCCUGGCCCGGUGCCGCUGGUGCUGGACAACGGGUCGUUCCAGACCCGCGCCGGAUGGGCGUGCCCCGGGCCGAACCCGGGCCCCGAGCCGCGCCUGCAGUUCCGCGCCGUGUGCGCCCGUGGCCGCGGUGGGGCGCGCGGCGGGCCGGGCCCGCAGGUUGGCAAUGCGCUGGGCAGCCUGGAGCCGCUGCGCUGGAUGCUGCGCUCGCCCUUCGACCGCAACGUGCCGGUCAACCUGGAGCUACAGGAGCUGCUGCUGGACUACAGCUUCCAGCACCUGGGGGUGUCGUCGCAGGGCUGUGUUGAUCAUCCCAUAGUUUUGACAGAAGCUGUUUGCAACCCACUCUAUACCCGCCAGAUGAUGUCGGAGCUCCUUUUUGAAUGCUACAGGAUCCCGAAGGUUGCCUAUGGGGUAGACAGCCUGUUCAGCUUCUACCACAACAUGCCCAAGAACGCCCUUUCCAGUGGGCUCAUCAUUUCAUCUGGCUACCAGUGUACGCACAUUUUGCCUGUCUUGGAAGGAAGGCUAGAUGCCAAAAACUGUAAGCGCAUCAAUCUCGGAGGAAGCCAGGCAGCUGGCUACCUCCAGCGGCUCCUCCAGCUGAAGUACCCAGGGCAUCUGGCAGCCAUCACUCUUAGCCGCAUGGAGGAGAUCCUGCAGGAGCACAGCUACAUUGCUGAGGACUACGGGGCAGAACUGCAGAAGUGGCGGUGUCCUGAUUACUAUGAGAACCACGUCCACAAGAUGCAGCUCCCGUUCUCAAGCAAGCUGCUGGGCAGCACACUGUCGGCUGAGGAGCGGCAGGAGCGGAGGCAGCAGCAGCUGCGGCGGCUGCAGGAACUCAACGCCCGGCGGCGGGAGGAGAAGCUGCAGCUGGACCAGGAGCGGCUGGAGCGGCUGCUCUACGUGCAGGAACUCCUAGAGGACGGCCAGAUGGACCAGUUCCACAAAGCUCUGAUAGAGCUCAACAUGGACUCUCCAGAAGAGCUGCAGUCCUACAUACAGAAGCUCACCUCUGCUGUGGAGCAGGCGAAGCAGAAAAUCCUCCAGGCCGAAGCCAGCCUCGAGGUGGAUGUGGUGGACAGCAAGCCAGAGACCCCUGAUCUGGAGCCCCUGGAGCCGUCCCUGGAGGACGUGGAGAGCAUUAAUGAUUUCGAGCCCUUGUUCUCAGAGGAGGCACCUGAAGUGGAGAAGCCAGUCACCACUGUCCAGCCCGUGUUUAACUUGGCAGCAUAUCAUCAGCUGUUUGUUGGAACAGAAAGGAUUCGAGCUCCAGAGAUUAUUUUCCAGCCAUCUCUCAUAGGAGAAGAGCAGGCGGGAGUUGCAGAGACUCUUCAGUAUGUCCUGGACAGGUACCCAAAGGAUGUUCAGAACACCCUGGUCCAAAACAUCUUCCUCACUGGUGGAAAUGUGAUGUACCCAGGCAUGAAGGCCCGAAUGGAGAAGGAGCUGCUGGAGAUGAGGCCCUUUCAGUCCUCAUUCCGGGUUCAGCUUGCCUCAAACCCCAUGCUGGACGCCUGGUACGGUGCCCGUGACUGGGCCUUGGACCAUCUGGAAGACAGUGGAGCCUGGGUCACCAAGAAGGACUACGAGGAAAAGGGAGGCGAGUACCUCAAAGAGCACUGUGCCUCCAACAUCUAUGUUCCCAUCCGCUUGCCCAAGCAGGCCUCACGUUCCUCAGAGGCCCAGGCAUCCGGCAGAGGCUCAGGGGCCAGUGGAAGUGGCACUGGUGAACAAGCCUAGCAGAGGUGCCUGGGAGACGGCCCUGCACUCCACCCUUGUUGCCUAGGCAGCAGCACAGGACAAGAACACGCUGCAUGUCACAGCCAGAGGCCAGCAGCCGUGUUUGGCUGCAGACUGCAUUUCUCCAGGAAGAAUAGGAAGGCAGCAGGAUUUCUGCUUCAGGAAGGGCAGAGUGGCCUCUGGAGUGGAGAACCUUGGGUGAGCUGUGGCGCUGGCUUCCUCCACAGUUAAGGAAGACAAGUGGAGGCCAGAGGUAGACAGAAAACAUUCUCUUUGCACUUGAAAGCCUUUUGUUGUUGUUGUUGUUCUAAAAAACACUUGCCAGGCAUGCCCAUGCCUUUACUCCUAGCAUUCAGGAGGCCAUGGCAGGUGGAUCUCUGUGAGAUCACGGCCAGCCUGGUCUAUGUAGUGAGUUCCAGGACAGCUGGGGCUACAGAGAGA